Molecule: messenger RNA, 4726 nt
Organism: Dicentrarchus labrax (European seabass)
Lineage: Eukaryota; Metazoa; Chordata; Actinopteri; Moronidae
Gene: nudt3b
Product: nudix (nucleoside diphosphate linked moiety X)-type motif 3b
Exons: 5
Coding region: 217-753 (178 amino acids)
Biological process (GO): diphosphoinositol polyphosphate metabolic process; diadenosine pentaphosphate catabolic process; adenosine 5'-(hexahydrogen pentaphosphate) catabolic process
Cellular component (GO): nucleus; cytoplasm
Molecular function (GO): diphosphoinositol-polyphosphate diphosphatase activity; bis(5'-adenosyl)-pentaphosphatase activity; bis(5'-adenosyl)-hexaphosphatase activity
Source: RefSeq, a predicted model, not a curated record
CUAAAGGUUAAAUUACGUCGUGGGCGUAGCGGCUCCUUGUAAUGGCGACCGUGCCGUAGAUGUGCCUAGGUUUGUGAAAAUGAAGCGAAGAAGAAGUUAUUUCUUUUAAGUAAAAAAACGCCGAGGUUCCCCGGAGGAGGACUUUGCGUCUAACAACCAUCACCUUUACGAGUGGAAAACUUAGCUGUACUUUUGAACUUUUGUGCCCUUUUUGAAAUGAUGAAGCUCAAGUCGAACCAAACCCGGACGUACGACGGGGAUGGGUACAAGAAGCGGGCCGCCUGUCUGUGCUUCAGGAGCGAGACCGAGGAGGAGGUGCUGCUGGUGAGCAGUAGUCGACAUCCUGACAAGUGGAUUGUACCUGGAGGGGGAAUGGAGCCAGAGGAGGAGCCCAAUGUUGCUGCAGCUCGAGAAGUGUGUGAAGAGGCCGGUGUGAAGGGGACUUUAGGUCGCUUAGUUGGAGUAUUUGAGAACCAAGAGAGGAAACACAGAACCUACGUCUAUGUUCUUAUUGUAACAGAGGUGCUGGAGGACUGGGAGGACUCGGUCAACAUUGGGAGAAAAAGGGAAUGGUUUAAAAUAGACGAUGCCAUACAAGUGUUGCAGUGUCACAAGCCUGUGCAGGCCACCUACUUCGAGGCUCUCCAGGAGAGUUGCCUGACCAGUAACGGAACACCUUUGGUGGCCACGAUAGGUGGGGACCUCUCCCCUACCUACAGCAUCAAUCAGAGCUCCGUCUCGGGUAUCAGAUAACUAAAACCAUAACUCUGACACCCCCAGGAGCUUUCGCCACCACUUGCGCUCUUACUUGUGUCAUGUCAUUUCUCUUCUCUUCUUUCUUUUUUUGUCUCAAUAACAUGGUUUGCCUUGCCAACUCCUUUGUGCCAGAACUGUGGCACAGACUUGAUGACAAGUGUUGGGUGAAUAGUCUGAAACACUUUGUAAAUGUAAAUGUAAUUUUUGACCCCUCUUUUUUUUUUCUUUUUACCGACAACUGCAUGAAAUGUCCCUACGUCCCCUCUCUCCCCUCAUUCUCUUUCCUUAACGCGCCCGUAGCGUGGUGUUUAUUGAAUGCAAGAACUACUUUUUACUGUUGUAAUGUAAAAGUGUAUACUUAGUGCUUAAGCUGAAGGCUUUUGGUGGUCUUUUUAACAUUUUCUCCAUUUUUCUUUAAUUUUUCUGUGAAUGAAUGUGCCCAUUAGUGUAGUCCCGCCCCCUCCCUCCCCCCUCGUGUUAUAAGGAUAGGAAAUGUUGUCUGUAUCUGAAUGAACAGAGUUGUUGGAAGUGACUUGUCUUGCAUGAGCACUGUUUUGUUGUGUCUCACUCGCUCGAGUGACCUGAUGCCGACUGUGCAACAGACUUAUGGUAAGGUCUUUGGAUUCUCUUCAUUUUAGUCCUUAUCGUGGUUUUUGAUGUCUCUUUAAUAAGAAGGAUACGGCCCCUCACUAGUCUAUCAAUUUCAAGUGUCAAGUGUGUUUCUCUCUAAUUUGGGAAGCUAGCCAAGCACUACAAGUUUCACUCUCAAACAGAGAGUAUAUACUGUAAAGAGUGGAAGAAUGUCAACAUACAGUACAAUGUAAAACAAACCACCUUUCUCCUCAGUGUCUUUACCUCCUUUUUAAUCCCUUUUUGUUUUCUUUUUUUAAAUUCUUUCUUGUGACUGAAAAAAGUCUUCCUCCACAUACUGAGAGGGUAGAAAUAGAAGAUUUCAAAAUCAUGGACUUGUAAUUUCAAAAUUCAACACAUAUCACUUAAGUUAUUAAAACCCAUUUCCAUAUUUUACUCCUCACAUUCAGUUUGGUUUAAAGCAAUUGUUUACAUUGUGUUCGUAACAUAGCACAGGUGACUUUAGUGGGCACUUUUCAUUACGGUCAUGAUUUUUUUUUUUUUAUUCUUUUUUUUUUUUAGUAUUUAAUCUGCAUCCCCAAAACACUCAAAACACCUGCUUGACAUUGAAAGUAAUGGAAUCUUUAAUGCUGUCUUUGGCAAGAUGCAGAACAAACAAGCCUUGUACAGUUUGAGACCUCGUUUUUAACAUGUAAAAUGCUUUUGGAUACUAGUUCUUUUUUUUUUUUUUUUCGUUUUUCUCUCUAACGUCUGGCAAAAGUCUCUUUAGCCGAGCUGCGUCACUUGGCCUCAAUGUGGCGUGAAGCAGCUGGCUCAAUACUGUGAAACUGGAGGCGCUGUAGAUAGCAUGUUAGAGGUUUUUAUUGUAAAUUGUUUAUUUCUGUAUAGAUCAAAGGUGAGAGUACAAAUGACAAAACACCUCUUACACAUCUGUGAGUUGUACAUGUCAUUUCAACUGAGGCUGGAAGAACUGAUUGAACUCAUGGCGUUAGCUUUGGAGCUGUUGGGGAUUUUCUCUUGAGAUAGCGUACAGUACAUCUGAGGCUAAAGAACAAGGAAUGUGACUGUGGUUGUAGGUGAGAGUGAAGAGCCUAUUUAUAAUUGAAUAUUCUCAAAAUCCUUACUUCUCUUCUAGACCAAAACAAAUUGGAUUACUGUUUUUUUUCCCCCUCAUCUUUGGCCAGGCUAUAAAACAACUGCAGUCUGAGUUCCCAAACCACUGUUUAGUUUAGAAGUAAAGCAGACCUCAGUGUAUCUUCCCAUAGAAGGUUUCUUUUAUUUAUCUCUCACAAAAACUUGAAUAUGAUACUCUGGUUUUCUGUCUAUAUUUAAACCUGUAAUAAUUUACAGGUUAAUUAAAGAUUAUUUUGGCAGCUGGGGGCAGAAACAAGCUGUAAACACAUGACACAUUAUCACUUUAUUAAGUUCAUAUGGCAAAUAGUUGCCUGUCUACACAUCUGGCUUAUAUGGCGCAGUAUUGGCAUUCAUUAGGCAGUAUGUUUGUGUCCAUCAGUUAAAUGGAAGUCCAAUAUUCACUCUUCCUUUUUCCAUUUUGGCCUCCACCAACUCCUGAGGGAAAUAUCAGGCUACAAGCAACACCUUCCAUACACAAGUAGUUUUGUGCACCACUGUGGAUUCAUUGUAGCAGCUUUAAAGCUUAAGUACAUUUUAUUGAUGGUAAACUUUGAGCACCUUGUCAUUUUGAUAAAGAGAAAUCAAUGAUUACCUUGCAAGCAUUCAAUUGAUCAAGCAUCAAUAGCUAAGACUCGUGGGAGCUGUAGUUUUCAAAUCCUAAAAAAAAAAAAGGGGGGGGGGGAUUGUUUAUAUCUUGGUUGAAAUUAUGAGGUGCCUAUAUUUAACUUUGGAGUAUGAACAGAAAACUCCAGUCUCAUGAUUCAGCAGUCCAGAAACUGAUGGGGAGGGAAGCCCUCAUGGGAAAUUACAUUGAGAACUGAAAGCUAGUGGAUCAAAAGCUAACCUAGAAAGGGAGCAGGGAGGCUCUCUACAGGGACAGCAGUGGUUGUCAGGUAGAGCUGGUUGUCUUUAUUCAUGGUCUUUUCUCCCGUUAACUGUCUGAAGGGGGGGGGGAUCUGCCAGCAAAUCAAUGACUCAAUGACAGACUCCUAAUAUUGGCCUCUUUAUAACCCCUAAAUGAAAAUGUUUUUUUCUAAAGGACUGUAUGUAUUAAAGGAGUCUAAAGUCUCCUUCGCAACGGUUUGAGACUAUAAACGGACUUUAUUGCUGAGUAUCAGAACAGUGUGGUGGCCAAAGUCUCACUUUACGAUGCCCUACUCGGCACUUCAUUUGAGAUUUCGUGUUGAUUAGACCUUUUUAGUCUUAAUUGAAAUGUGCAAUUGGAUGUUAAGGGGAUGAACUUGUAUACGGCUUAAAGAAAAAAAAAUUAUCCAAAACCUAUUCCUGAGUAAUUGCCGAUGAUUUAAUUCGCUCUUGGUGGUUUGAUGCGGGUGACAGGUACUGUCAAAAUGAAUGUGAGGAGGAUUUCCACAAGUAACAGCCAGUGACUUAAUUAUUAAUGACCACUUGUUCUUUCUCCAUAUUUUUUUCUGUUUGUUCUUUAAUCUGUUGUGUUAUUGACAAGCUAAUGUCAUGUAUAUAGCUAACACAGCACCCUUACAGCCAGAGGAUGUACUUUGGCUUUGGUCAAUAAGGAGUAGUGUCCGUUGGUUUUAAAGAAUUCCCUUUCGAACUCAGAAUUGAGCCGGUUCCUGUCAUACGUUCAGGCUGGAGUUCAGGAGGGAAUAUCUGAAGUAAAUGUCUCCAUAUAAGCACAUUGGAGUUAUGAUGGAGCAAACGCAUCUACUCCCUUUUCUCACUGGAGAUUUCUGCUAUCACAUUUGGCCCGUUUGACAUUGAAGCCUCUGAACUUGGCAAAACCAGGAUGAAUCAUAGAGAGCUUAGAGAAAAUUAGAGCUUCACAUGAAGUCACUUCCUUUUUAAUUUACCAAAGGUGAUGGUUUAAAUAUAUUGCGCCAUCUUGUGGCCAAAACAAAAACAUAAAAAGCACAUCACAGCUGAGGAUUGUAGCAUUCAGUUUCUUUUGGCAUGAUGGUCAGGUGGCCGUUUUCACGACUGAAUGACUUUAAAUGAUUAGAAAACAAUUAUAAAUUGAUUUGGACAGCUGUUUAAAGACGACCCCAAACACUUGCAGUUGAAUAAGAAAAAUAAACGUGCACUUCUAGCCAUUGACCUCAGCCUUGAAGUUACAUACUCUUAAUUGUGUUCUCCGAGGUAUACGCGUCACUGGAAUUUUUCUUUUCCUCUCUUUUGUCAUUUGGGACUGUGGAAUAAAACCAGUGCGAGAAGACUGAAGAUUGUAAUAUAAAUGUGCCAACAAAUAAACACCAGUAUUUCACAUUCA